GUUGAAAAAAUAGAAGGAAAGGCGAAGGAGGUUCGGUUGGUCGACUUUGCUAAGAUAAGAGAGAGACUCACUCUCCCUCUCUCUCUCUAAAUCUUCUCUGCAAGAAAACUUCUCUCUCUCUCUCUAAAACCCAUUUCUUUCUCUCUCGAAAAAGCUCCAAGCUUUACUAGAAAAAGACGCUCCUUUUUCUCUUCCUGCAAUUGGGUUCUCUCACGACAAUGGCAAUAGAGGAUCAAGAGAACACAAUCCGCGAAUUCAAGCCUAAGAACAGAAGAAUCAUGGGAGCUGGUGGACCUGAGGAGGAAGACAACAGGUGGCCACCAUGGCUGAAACCUCUACUUAAAGAGCAUUUCUUUGCUCACUGCAAGUUUCAUGUAGACUCUCAUAAGAGUGAAUGCAAUAUGUAUUGCUUAGACUGCACCAACGGCCCUCUUUGCUCUCUUUGUCUUGCCCAUCACAAGGAUCAUCGCACUAUUCAGAUAAGGAGAUCAUCUUAUCAUGAUGUUAUAAGGGUGAAUGAGAUACAAAAGUAUCUUGAUAUAUCUGGGAUCCAAACUUAUGUGAUCAAUAGUGCUAAAGUCGUCUUCUUGAACGAGAGGCCUCAGCCUAGGCCAGGGAAAGGUGUAACCAAUACCUGCAAGGUUUGCUAUCGUAGCCUCGUUGAUGAUAGCUUCCGCUUCUGCUCUCUUGGCUGCAAGAUUGCUGGAUCAUCUAGAGGCUUUGAAAAGGGGAGGAAGAACCUUUUGAUGGAGACAGAGGAUUCUGGUAGUUUCAGCCCAUCAACACCUCCACUUACUGCUUCUAGUAGUUGCAGAAUCGCCAAGCGAAGAAAGGGAAUCCCUCACCGAUCUCCAAUGGGAUAAAAAAAGAAGAAACAAAAGAGUUAAACGCAAAGAUUACUACACAGAAAUGUAUAGCUAAUACAUAAGCUUUGGUCUCUUAUUUGCUUGUGUUAGCAAAAAAAAUAAAGGCCUUAAGAUAGGUUUUGUUCUACUGAUGGUAAGUCUGUGAAUAUGUAAUGUGCUUUGUAUAUUUAUGUGAUGCAAAAGGGGUAGAAAGGGAAAUAUAGGGCUUUUAAGGGGGGGGGGGGUAAAAGUGGGAAUAAAACAAAAAUAGCUUUGUGCACAUGGUGUAAAUGUAGUUUGGUUAGGUGCAUAUAUGGAUCUGGAAUAACAAAUAAACAAUGAUGAGACUUAUCACCUUUAUAUUCGUCCGUUUUUCUAUACUUCUAAAAGUAUAUUUUUUCUGUUAAUUACAAAAAUCAUUUGUUUUUUAAA
Molecule: messenger RNA, 1277 nt
Organism: Brassica napus (rape)
Lineage: Eukaryota; Viridiplantae; Streptophyta; Magnoliopsida; Brassicales; Brassicaceae
Product: protein RGF1 INDUCIBLE TRANSCRIPTION FACTOR 1
Exons: 4
Coding region: 219-863 (214 amino acids)
Source: RefSeq, a predicted model, not a curated record